Chironomus riparius is the source of this 5391-nucleotide messenger RNA. Lineage: Eukaryota; Metazoa; Arthropoda; Insecta; Diptera; Chironomidae. The record is from the annotation of a GenBank genome assembly.
UUUCCUUCCUUCCUUCCUUCAUCUCGUCACACAGAGAGUCAUUUGCGAUGAACAAUUUUUUUUUUGUAUUAUUAUAUAUCUCUUCUCUUCCCUUCCUGCCCGAAAUAUCCCUCUUCUCGCAUCGGCAGCUUGUGGCUGAUUCAUUUUCAGUUCAUCCGUUGAGCAGUGAAGAUGUGAAAUAACAAUUUUUCCCCUUUUUUUAUUUCGGUGUGUAUUUGGAUAUACAUACAAAUUUUUUGGAUUAUAUUUGUCGCGCGCGCUCGCUCUCUAUGUCCUUCUCACUUACUCAUCACAUCACAUAAUUGCAAUCACUAGACUUAUAAUUUUUAUUAUUGUGUGGAAAAUGGAAAAUAUAUGAUUGUGGAUAGUGCAUAAAGACACACAUAGAGUGUCAUAUCGUUCCUAAUUGGAUGCAUAUAAAAUAAGUUGAUUCUCUCCUACAACAAUAAAAAGAAAAGUAUAUAGAAGUUGUGAAUGGGAAAAAAAAGAGAAAGUGAAAAAGGCAAAAGGAAAAAUAGAAAAGGAAAAAUAAAAAUUUUGUGUGUGAAAAUUACCGGAAAAGGAAAAAAUAAAAACAUUGUGAAUCGCAUCGAGCAUAUACAUUUAAUCUGAAUUGAGGUCAUUUGGAGUGGUAGCAAACAAAUGGAUUCGACAAAAUUUAAGAAGCCUGUGUUGAUAAGUUCAUUAAAGAAAAGGAAGAAAACUGUAGCAAGAAACUUAGGACUAGAAGCGAUGACACAAAAUCGUAAUUGUUGUCGCUUGUGCCUGGCACCUCAAAAUGAGUGUGUUGAAAUAUUUAAAACACAAGCAGCAGAUAAGCAGCCGAUACAGUCAAAAAUUUCAUCAUGUGUACAAAUUCAGGUUAGCUUAACAGACCGUUUAUCAGUAAACAUUUGCCAUUCGUGUGUAAGUUAUUUAAAUUCAUGGCAAAGUUUCAAAAAUCGAUGUGAUGCAGCUCAGAGGAAGCAAAAAAUCUGGCUCUCAACGUCUGGUAGUGAUGGAAAAGUACAAAGCACUGGUCAAUCAUUACUUAAGAAUCAAUUAAAUGGACAUGGAAAUCAAUUGAAACCAGCUCUCGAGAAUGCACAACAAAAGUUUCAAGAGAAACAAGCAGAAUUACAGAGACGAAAACUACAAGAGCUUGUAAAGCAACAACAAUCGAGUGAUAUGGACACAAGCUUCAUUAAGUCUGAACCUGCAUCUGAUGACGAGGAUGAGGAGAAUGUUAUGGAAUUAGAUCCCUCACAGUUUUUGGCACAAGGUAGUAGUGAUGAUGAUUCAGAAAAUGAAGAUUCUCGGAAUCAAACACAAAGUCAAAAUGGAAACGGUCCUCCAAUACUAACAUCGCUGGGUCUCACACAUAUCAACAGUGUAUCAAAUCCAUUUGCAUCAUAUGCCAACUCGGACGAUUCAACAAAUGAUGACAAAAGUGAAAUAUCGAGUAAUGGUGGAAAAUCGCAUGCCCAAAUACCAGCCAAUUGUACAGUAUGUAAUAUGCAAUUCUCAAAUCGUGCCAAUGCUCGCCGUCAUGAGAAGAACAUUCAUAAAAUAAGAGCAACGCCAAUUGCACCGAUACAAUCAGCAAAUACAUCUUUGAAUACAUCACAACUAAAUACAUCAACAGUGUCGACGACUUCAGCUGUAAAAAAGAAACCAUUCUCGGUUAUAGAAAUAGACUAUACCAAGCCAGAAUUAUAUCGUCAUUUACUCACGCCAACAAAGCUCACAUUCAUAUUAAACAAUCUUAAUUUCCUCGAGCAAGCACAAGACAUGACUUGCAAGUGUUGCAGUAAAAAGUUCCCGAGUUAUAAGUUUUUCAUGGGUCAUAUGAGAAAGAAAUAUCAUGGGCUCCCACGCAAUGUGUGCUUCAAAUGUCUAAAACAAUUUGAUAGUAAAGGGCAAUUUAUUGGACAUCUUAAAAGACCUGGUGGAUCUUGUCCGAAUCUUUAUCGUAUUGUAAUGGCUGACGAUUCCAUUCCAAAGAACCUCAUUCCAUCAGACACUAACUUAAGAAUACCAGCAAAAGAUGUACUCAAUAAUCGAGUCUAUGCAUGCGCCAUUUGUGAUGAUACAUUCCGAUUGAAAUCUGAUUUCCGAGAGCAUGUUUAUAGUGUGCAUUUAGAAGUAACAAAGAAUCGAGAAACUCCAAAUGCCAGCUGUAUAAAUUGUAAUGAAGCAUUUACGGAUUCUGCUGUUCGUCGUCGUCACUUCAAUAAUCUUGACUGUAUUGUGUAUAUUGUAUGCAACACCUGUGGUGAGCAGUUUCCAUCACAAUCUGUUUAUCUUGAUCACGUAUAUCAGACACACUUGAAUUCCAAGGCACAAGAAAAUGCCGAAGAAACGAUACUUUUUGAAGAAGCACCCGAGGACCAAUCACAGUCAACCGCAAUAUCACCAGCAAACAAAAGUAUUCAAAAAUGUCCAGUUUGUUUUAAGCAAUAUAAUAAUUAUUAUAAUGUGUUACGUCAUAUGGAAGCUAAGCACCCAGAUCAAGUUCCUCAAACAUAUCAAUGUCCCGAAUGUCCAAAUGAGAAAUUCAGCAAACAAACUUAUUUACGUGAGCAUUUAGUGAAAGUUCAUAAUAAAGUUGAUGUCUCACCACGACAAUUGAUGCAGCAUCAAAUUGCCAAUAGUAGCUUACAAAAGAUUCCUGCAUAUACAUGCAAAGCUCCAGAUUGCGGAAUAGAGUUCGGAGAGAGAGACAAAUGGCUUGAUCAUCAAGAAGAAGUACAUGGUGGAAAAUUCUGGUGUAUGUUUUGUGAGCAUCAUGAGUCCGAGACCGAUCAACGUGACGCAUUUGAAAAGCAUUUGGAAAUGACUCAUCAAAAUUCAAACAAACCACAGCUAAUGGUCAAUGGAAAUGAGUCGGAUGAUGAAACAACAGCCACAAAACUGGACCAAUCAUCGGAUGCGACAAAAUCAUACAAAUGUCGAUUAUGUGCAAAACGUAUUGCAACAAAAACUGGACUUCAAAAACAUAUGAUUAAAGUUCAUAAUGUUGGCGGUGAGCUGGUAAAAUGUACUCUAUGUCCAGCAGAUUUUGCAAAUGACAAAGGUCUUAAAGUUCAUUUGUGGCGUUGUCAUGAAAUUCGUGAGGCAGAUUAUGAAAAUGUUUUGCCUCCUGAUCUUUUGGAUCCAUAUACACAACAACAGAGAAAGCUAAAACAAGAGGAAGAACAAAAAGCAAUUAUGAUGGCAAAUGAGAGUGGAAGCAUCGCUAAAAAGCGAACAGUUUAUGAAUGUCCAUUCUGUCACAUAGUCUAUCAUUCAAAAGAUGAAUUAAUUGAUCAUCAAAAGACAGUUCAUGCUAUGGACGAUCCUGAUAUUUUAGAUCCGGAUGAUUUCGUACAACAAGAUUAUUCAGACACGAAUGAUGACACGAAAGAUAUUCAAGGUGAUGAAAAUGAUAUGACUAUACACGAAGAAGAAGCUGAAUACUGGUUCCAAUGUCGUUUUUGUCAGCGAUCAUUCAAUUCCAGCAAGAAGCUUACAAUUCACAUGAACAGCCAUCAAGAAAGUACGAGUGGUCAAGAUGAGAACGGUGGAUAUCCAUGUAAGGAAUGUAAUAUUGUUUACAAAUCUAAAAAAUCAUUGUGGGUGCAUCGUCAUAAAAAACAUCCACGUCAUCCGGUUCCAUCACCGUGUGAUUCAUGUGAAAAGACAUUCUUUGAUCGCAACGAAUUGAUAAUACAUAUGCAGCAAGCCCAUCCUGGAAGUAUUCCGACUCUGCCAAAUGAUUCACAAAAAGAGAAUGAAAAUGAUGGAAACGUGAAUGAAUCAUCACUAUUCACUGAAGGUCACUGGUUACUGGAUUCAUCAACAGAAACUAAUCAAAUGAAAGCACCUCAAAUGCCGGACCAAAAUUCAUUAUUACCAAAGAAAAGAAAACGUCCAGCACCAUCAGAGACACCUGACGGACAGUUCGCUUGUGAUAUGUGUCCAAAAUGCUUCUCAAAUGCUAACGCUUUGCAAGUCCAUCGUGGUUGGCACUUCCGCUCACCUGAUGGACGUAAAGUCAAAGAUCCAUCACAAAUGUGGCAUCCUGAUCAAGUUCCACCAAGUAAAGUAAGACGUACAGCAACUCCAUCUAAUUCAUCAUCAACUUCUCCUGCCCCAUUGACAAACAAUGUCAUAGUUCCUACAUGUCCUCAUUGUAAUGCUAAAUUUGCUUCACAUAAUAAUUUACGUCGUCACAUAAUUGAAGUACAUAAAACGCGUGAUUCUACAAAUUCUAAUGAAAAUGAAGUUAAAGUCGAUCGAGUUGGUGAAUGUACAAAAUGUGAUGUUAUGUUCAAUACAUUAGCUGAAUGGGUUGACCACAAAAUUAAUGAUGCUAAAAAUAGAAAGACAAUAGCUGGUCAGCAAGCUGGUUACGAAUGGAACUGUGAGAUUUGUUUAAAGCCAUUCACAAGACGCGAACGACUAAUGCAGCAUAUGCUUAGUCAUUUAAAUGACAAACAAAUGGACCCAGAAGUAUUAGCUGAACAUCAAAUAAGGUUAGAUAAUAAAGUGAGCAAUGGACAAAAAUUACAGCAUGAUGAUUUAAGUAGUGGAAGUGAGCCUGAAGACGAUGACGAUGAACAAUCGGAUAAUGAAGAAGAAGAUGAUGCAAAAAUGCCACAGUCAUUUAGCUGUGAAUUAUGCAGUGUGAUAUUUUCGUCAUCACAAGAAUUAAGAUCUCACGUUGCAGAGCAUUUCCUAAAUGGAUCAGGAGGACUUUCCACAACGACACCAACAAAAUCAAUUGAAAAUCAUGAGGAAAAUAGCAACAAAUUAGACAUUGAUGAAGAUGUAGAGCGUGAGUUAAAUGAUGUAGAAUUUGAGGAAGCAGAAGUCGAUUUCGAUAAUCCAAAUGAAGACGAAGACGAAGAUGAUGUGGAGGAAGAAGAGGAUGAGGAUGGUUAUGAAGAAAAUGGCGAAAAUGAGAAUGAUGAAAAUGACGAAAACGAGGAAGUUGAUGAGAAUGAUGAAAACGAUGAAAAUUCAGACUCUUCAGGCACUUCGUCAUCGCUCUCAAAUCAACCAACAAAAGUUCCACAACAACAACAACAACCACAGCCACCUAUUGGACGUAUACAAGUCCAACUUCAUCGAUGUCGUGUCUGUAAUGCAGCAUAUAUCGAUCAAUACAAGUCUGUAGAAUGCAUGGUGUCACAUCAAAAUCGCAAUACACCUUACAAGUGUUCCGACUGUCAACUUUAUUUUAAAGAUACAAAGCAACUUAAAGAUCACGAGAACUUGUGCCAUGCAUAAAUAGAAAAAUUGAAAUAGUAGAGUAUUCCAGUGUGAAAAUUUUUUAAAAAAAUAUUUCAUUAGAAAUGUAUCAAUUAAGAAAUGUUAAUUAAGACUUGUCAAAUAAAAAUUAAUUCUAAGAUUAAUACUUAAUUAUAA